AUGUCUGCAAAAGAACCCUCUAUUACACGCAUAAGAAGAGAGGUAAGAGAGGGGAGUUUCCAAAUAGCAACCACUGUCAUCUUCUGUCUGUGCAUGGCUUCUUUUGUGGUUAUUCUUGCAGUGUUCAUCAAUGAUCAUGUCAAGAAAUUCAUGGUAUCUGAGGAAUUUUACUACCCUCACCUCAACAUAAUCGCUCCACUACAUCCUUGGUCUCCAUCCUCACAUUUUCAUUGUAACUCUUCACCAUCGUCUUCUCUUUCUUCCAUGCUUCCAUCAAAUCUUUCUGUUACGCACAGUACGUUGAUGGAUUGGAUAUCUCCUAAAGAUCUUUGGCAUUCAAUGACCGAUGAGGAGUUGUUGUGGCGAGCGUCGAUGGUUCCCUGUAUUGUGGAGUAUCCGUAUAAUCGGAAGCCAAAAGUGGCGUUCAUGUUCUUAACUAGGGGAAGAUUACCUCUUGCACCACUUUGGGAGAAGUUUUUCAAAUGCCAUGAAGGGCUCUUCUCAAUAUACCUCCACACUUCGCCAGAAUUCACCUAUGAGCCUCCCCAAUCAUCGGUGUUUUACAAGCGUAGAAUACCAAGCCAGCCAGUUCACUGGGGAAGGGUGACAAUGAUCGACGCAGAAAGACGACUUCUAGCCAAUGCUCUCCUUGACUUCUCCAACGAGAGAUUUGUAUUACUCUCAGAAACAUGCAUUCCUCUGUUCAAUUUCACCACAAUCUACACAUACCUCAUGAACUCUAACCACAGCUUUCUCAGUUCUUUCGACGAUCCACGACGAAUAGGCCGUGGAAGAUACAACAAACGAAUGUGGCCGACGAUCACGUUAUCCAAUUGGCGAAAAGGAUCACAAUGGUUUGAAGUUAGCCGGAGGCUUGCGGUCGAGAUAGUCUCCGAUGUGACAUAUUACCCUGUGUUUCAAGAGCAUUGCUUGCCUCCUUGUUACAUGGAUGAGCAUUACUUGCCAACACUUGUGAACAAACGUUGUCCCGAGCUGACUUCGAAUACGAGCAUUACAUGGACUGAUUGGUCUCAAGGUGGCUCACACCCGAAGAGGUUUGUGAGACGAGAUGUGUCGGUGACAUUUUUGAAUCGUGUGCGAUUCGGGUUUAACUGUACUUACAAUGGUGUCAUGAGCUCAAUUUGCUUUCUUUUUGCAAGGAAAUUUGAUCCUAGUACUCUAGAGCCAUUGCUGAAAAUAUUUCCUACACAGUUUGGUGACUCUCAUAGAUGUUCAGUCAUGAUAAAUCCAAAUCAUUGAGAGAGAAUGUGAAAAAGAA
Ilex paraguariensis (yerba mate) is the source of this 1279-nucleotide messenger RNA. The record is from the annotation of a GenBank genome assembly. NCBI's taxonomy places the organism in Eukaryota, Viridiplantae, Streptophyta, Magnoliopsida, Aquifoliales, Aquifoliaceae.